UUCAAGGGGCCUUACCCUGCCCUCUGGGAGGUUGGUGCCAAAGGUGAAGAGGACAGAUGGGGCUUUGAAAGAAUGGCUCGACUCUCCCAGAAGGCAGCUAGCAUCCUCUCAGAUACCUGUGCCCUUAGUCGUGGAGACCGACUGAUGAUAAUCUUGCCCCCAACACCGGAAACCUACUGGAUCUGCCUGGCCUGUAUGCAAUUAGGAAUCACCUUUAUACCUGGGAGCCCCCAGCUGCCUGCCAAGGAAAUUUGCUGUCGAUUACGCAUGUCUAAGGCCCAGUGUGUUGUGUCUGGUGAGGUUAUGGCUCCAGUCGUGGACUCUGUCAUGUUCAACUGUCCCACCUUGAAGACCAAGCUACUGGUGUCAGAUAAGAGCUAUGAUGGAUGGCUGGACUUCAAGGAGUUGUUUCAAGUUGCCCCUCCAAGGAAGACCUGCGUGAGGACUGACAGUCAAGAUCCAAUGGCAAUAUUCUUCACCAACAGGAAAAUGGGUACUCCCAAACUGGUCGAGUAUUCCCAGUAUGGUCUGGGAAUGGGAUUUAGCCAGGCCUCCAGACAGUGGAUGGAUCUCCAGCCGACAGAUGUCUUAUGGAGUCUGGGUGAUGCCUUUGGUGGAACUUUAUCUCUGAGCACUGCCUUCGGAGCUUGGCUCCAAGGAGCCUGUGUGUUUCUGCAUCACAUGCCAACCUUCUGCCCUGAGACUGUUCUAAAUGCCCUGUCCAGGUUUCCCAUCACCACUCUAUCUGGAAACCCAUGGAUGUACCAGAAACUGCUUCAGCACAAAUAUUUCACCAGCUACAGAUUCAAGAGUCUGAAGCAUUGCGUGGCUGCAGGAGGAUCCAUCAGCCCUGGGGUGACUGAGGCCUGGAAUCGCAUCACUAAGUUGGACAUCUAUGAAGGCUACGGGCAGACAGAAACU
Carlito syrichta (Philippine tarsier) is the source of this 921-nucleotide messenger RNA. RefSeq names its product acyl-CoA synthetase medium chain family member 6 (gene ACSM6). Gene Ontology annotation, molecular function: fatty-acyl-CoA synthase activity; fatty acid ligase activity. Lineage: Eukaryota; Metazoa; Chordata; Mammalia; Primates; Tarsiidae. The annotation marks the transcript as partial. The transcript has 6 exons. Gene Ontology annotation, biological process: acyl-CoA metabolic process; fatty acid biosynthetic process. Gene Ontology annotation, cellular component: mitochondrial matrix. The record is from RefSeq and is a predicted model, not a curated record.